Messenger RNA from Oryza brachyantha (malo sina), 1468 nucleotides. RefSeq names its product (+)-neomenthol dehydrogenase. Gene Ontology annotation, cellular component: membrane. Bases 118 to 1002 code for a protein of 294 amino acids. Lineage: Eukaryota; Viridiplantae; Streptophyta; Magnoliopsida; Poales; Poaceae. The transcript is spliced from 4 exons. The record is from RefSeq and is a predicted model, not a curated record.
UGCCCCCCACACCCCCAUUUACCCCCGCGGUCACGUACCUCACCUCUGCUUUUCUCUCCUUUCCAAGCUCAGAGCGGAGAGCAGCGAGAAGAUCGAUCUCUUGCUCCAUCUCCGUUGAUGGACUAUUCGGGCUCCAAGGAGCUGCCCUCGGCAAGGGCGUGGUGGUCGAGGGAGACGGUGGCCGUGGUGACCGGCGCGAACCGGGGCAUCGGGCACGCGCUGGCGGCGCGGCUCGCGGAGCACGGCCUCACCGUGGUGCUCACCGCGCGGGACGCCGCGCGAGGGGAGGCCGCCGCCGCGCCGCUCCGGGAGCGGGGCCUCGCCGUCGUCUUCCGCCGCCUCGACGUCGCCGACCCGGACUCCGUGCGGGCCUUCGCCGCCUGGCUCCGCGACGCCGUCGGCGGCCUCGACAUCCUGGUGAACAAUGCCGCUGUUUCGUUCAAUGAAAUUGACACCAACUCAGUGGAGCACGCCGAGUCGGUCCUUAGAACGAACUUCUAUGGGGCCAAGAUGCUGACUGAGGCACUCCUGCCACUCUUCCGGCGAUCACCAGCCACCAGCCGGAUACUGAAUAUCAGCUCCCAACUUGGCCUACUCAAUAAGGUGAGCGACCCGGAGCUGAAGAGGCUGCUCCAGGACGAGGAGAGGCUGACGGAGGCGGGGGUGGAGGGGAUGGUGUCGCGGUUCCUGUCGCAGGUGAAGGACGGGACGUGGCGCGGGCAGGGGUGGCCCAAGGUGUGGACGGACUACUCGGUGUCGAAGCUGGCCCUGAACGCGUACGCGCGCGUGCUGGCGCGGCGGCUGCAGGCGCGCGGCGACCCGGUGAGCGUCAACUGCUUCUGCCCGGGGUUCACGCGGACGGACAUGACCCGCGGCUGGGGGAAGCGCACCGCGGAGGAGGCCGCCGAGGUCGCCGCGCGCCUCGCACUGCUCCCGCCCGCCGAGCUCCCCACGGGGACCUUCUUCAAGUGGUGCACGCCGCAGCUCUACUCCAAGCUCUGACCGGUGCGCCGCUCCUCGCCGCGCCGCCCCCUGGGCCGUGCCGUCUCAGCUGACGAAGCCGAAGCGUGGCUUGCUGAGGCGUAUUACUUCUCUGUGUAUUUACUACAGUAGAUCUGUAGAUGUGUGUGUGAUCGGCCCCGGCUGGAUAUGAUCAGGUUCAGAUCCAACGUUAGCAAAAGCGAAAUUCCGUAGCGCGACCGCUUCAUUCUCUGCUUGUUGGUUACUGCCCCGGAUCAGCUAGUCAGCUCUCUAUCUUGGGUUCUGAAGCUGUGCGUUUCAACUGUUACGAUUUCCUUCUUCUGUACUUAUGUGUUAGAACCCUAACAAGCAUCAGACAGAACACAUAAGUUCACCGGAACCUCGUCGGCGAUUCAAACCAAAUCCGCCGCCGCCGCCGCCUUUCGCCGUUAUUUCAUUUGCCAACCGGCAUUGUAUGAUCCCAUACAGUAUAUAUAGUAUAUAUAGA